CCAUAAACGACGACGUUUUGGCUGGCAUAUGGUUUGGGUUUUUCACAAAAUUUAGGAUUGAUAUUUUUAGUUUUUUAUUCUCAGAGACGAUUGUGAGGAAGCUUGUUGAUCGUUGCGGUCUGAGUAAGCGAGUAGAUCAUUGGUUUGUCUCUUCUUUCUUACUUCGAUUCUUUGCUUCAUCCAGAAUAAUCACAGUUCCAAUUCUAUUACCUUUCUUUUUGGUGUUUGUGACUCUUAUGUUCAUAGCUCUUCUGUUGAAUUCACAAGCAUUGUUUUCUUUUUGAUCUGAUUCAUCCCUGAGAGCAUAAUGUGAUUAGUUGUAUUCCUGACACUCCUCUGUUACGUGUAUUUUACUAUUUAGUUUCAGUUUUGGUAGACACAUAUAAACUGAGAACAUUGCAAGUAAAAAAAAAAGAGUUUUCUUUGAGAAAUUUCUCUUUAGAAUGGAUAUGCCAAAGAGUAUCCUGAUCCUCUACUUAGCUAUAUAACUAGGGAUUUUUGAAUCUUUGCUAUCAGGUUUUGUUAUUUACUUUCUCUGGCCAAGCCAACUAUAAAAGUUAAUGGAAGAGGACCAUUGUGAGGAUUCUCAUAAUUAUAUGGGUUUUGCUCUGCAUCAGGUAAAACUAGUAUUGGUUCUAUAAUACUGCAAAAGUUAGUUUGUUGCUUUUGAGUUGAUUUCCCUAUGCCUGCAGGCUAAACUUGCUCUGGAGGCUCUUGAAGUUCCCGUGGGGUCUCUAUUUUUUUGCUUUGGCUUCAUACCAAUUUGUGUUUCGUACCAGUGUAUCAAUUAAUGUCAUAUAGGAUAACUAAUGCGUUUUCUUUCUGGUUUGUGUGGACCAGAUGUGUUUUUCUUGAGGACGGUAAGGUCAUUGCUUCAGGGCGAAACCGAACAAAUGAGACACGCAAUGCCACAAGACAUGCAGAGAUGGAAGCAAUUGAUCAGCUUGUCGGACAGUGGCAGAAAGAUGGACUCUCACCUUCACAAGUCGCUGAGAAAUUCUCGAAAUGUGUUCUUUAUGUAACAUGUGAACCUUGCAUAAUGUGUGCAUCGGCCUUAUCGUUUCUCGGUAUCAAGGAAGUGUAUUAUGGAUGUCCAAAUGAUAAAUUUGGGGGAUGUGGUUCCAUUUUGUCGCUUCACUUAGGUAGUGAGGAAGCUCAAAGAGGAAAAGGAUACAAGUGCAGAGGAGGAAUAAUGGCAGAAGAAGCUGUCUCUCUUUUCAAAUGUUUCUAUGAGCAAGGCAAUCCCAACGCUCCAAAGCCACACCGCCCUGUUGUUCAAAGAGAGAGGACUUGAGGUGAACGUAUCGUUAAAACUGAAGUUCUUCGGCUUCUGCAACAACAACAAUCAGACCUGAAGAUUACACUCACAGUCCAGUUCAAACAACAACAAUCCAGAGCAGAAGCCAUAAUUUGGGACUCCAAAAGCUUAUUUAUUAGUUUUGGAUUUUAUUCACAUAUAUGACAAUCAAAAUAACAUGUUUUGUUAUCAAAUCAUGGCUACUUCCUGCAAACGAGGACUGACUUUAACAAAACUAAAACAUAAACAAUUCAAGGGGUCUAAGAUCAGG
Molecule: messenger RNA, 1568 nt
Organism: Arabidopsis thaliana (thale cress)
Lineage: Eukaryota; Viridiplantae; Streptophyta; Magnoliopsida; Brassicales; Brassicaceae
Product: Cytidine/deoxycytidylate deaminase family protein
Exons: 4
Coding region: 791-1294 (167 amino acids)
Cellular component (GO): cytoplasm; nucleus
Molecular function (GO): tRNA-specific adenosine-34 deaminase activity; zinc ion binding; hydrolase activity
Source: RefSeq, marked reviewed